UUGCAAGGUGGUGUUUACAGUUUCUAACGAGGGUUGCUAUUUUUUGGAAUAUAUAUGACAGAAAAAAUGCCCUAACAUCACAGUAAUUAUUUCCUAUAAUAGUGACAAUGUAUUUUGAUAAUUUAACCAUCGUUCGGUGUUCUUUUUAAACUAUUUACUGGCUUGCUCAUCUUUGUCGCUACCCAUAAGGGAAAUAUGAAUGUAUACUAACAUUUAAGUAUCUGCAGAUUGUAGAGAGUCACUACGUGGUUUUAUACAGCUGCAAGUCUUUUUCCUGUGAAUUCUUUUGGUAUUGAGUUAUUCUUCCCAUGAUAAAGAAUGCACAGAAUCCUUAAGGUGGGGACAAAAUAGAAGGUCUUCCAAACCAAUUGAGAUGUUUUUCAGAAGAGCUAUUAACCUCCUACCUAAAGGAAAGGAGUGUGCCUUUCGCUUCCUUUCAUGUCGUGACACAAAUUGUAGAAGUUUCAUGAAAGAUGCCAGGUUUUACAAGGACACCACAAGAACAUUUCACAUGGGAAGCCAGCGGAUGGUGCCCAAGUUACUAUCCUUGGAUGAACUCUUCUCCAGGAGGUCCCUGCAGGACUACCUGAACAAGAUGGACUCAGAAUACAACGAUUGUUUAAAAGCGGUCAACGGCAAUGACGAGCAGUGCAAUGUGGACGAGCUGAGGGCCAAGAGGACCAAAGUGUCCCUUCUAGCUCCCCUCAUCCAGGCCAUCAGGGAGCUAGACGUCAAACAGAAGGAGAUGGCCGAGACCGAGACGCUUCUUAAGGAUGAAGAUCAAGCUCUGCAAGAACUGGCUGAACAGGAGAGGGAAAGCUGUUUGCAAGACAUGCAGGACCUGAGACAAAAGAUUUUAGAUCUUCUGAUCCCGGAGGAGGCGGCUGAUCUGAGCGACCUCGUGCUGGAAGUCACGGCUGGUGUGGGCGGACAGGAGGCCAUGCUGUUUACUGCUGAGGUUUUUAACAUGUACGAGGGCUUCUCUCAGCACAAUGGUUGGUCCUUUGACGUCCUGGAGCACAUGACCAGUGACCUCGGAGGACUGCGCCAUGCCUCGGUCAGCAUCAGCGGCCCUCAGAGCUACAAGAGAAUGAAGUUUGAAGGCGGGGUUCACCGCGUCCAGCGGGUCCCAAAGACAGAAAAACAGGGCCGGAUGCACACCAGCACCAUGACUGUGGCUGUGCUGCCCCAACCCACUGAGAUCUCUUUAACGAUAAACCCGAAGGACCUCAGAAUCGAAACUAAGCGGGCGAGUGGCGCUGGAGGUCAACACGUCAACACCACAGACAGCGCUGUCAGAAUAGUUCAUCUUCCCACUGGCGUGGUCGCUGAGUGCCAGCAGGAGCGAUCUCAGCUGAAGAACAAGGAGAAGGCCAUGAAGGCUCUGAGAGCCAAACUCUUCAGCAUGAAGCUGGAGGAGGAGACCAGCAAACGCUACAAUCAACGUAAAGUGCAGAUUGGCACCAAAGGCAGAUCAGAGAAGAUCCGCACCUACAACUUUGCUCAAGAUCGUAUAACAGACCACCGCAUCAGCAUGACACUUCACGACGUCGAGAGUUUCUUGCUGGGAGAGGAUCUGCUGGACGAGAUGAACUCCUCCCUGCAGGAGUUCUCCAACCAGGAGGUGCUCAUGGAAGUGCUGGGAGAAAACGACAAGGAAGGAUAAUGAGUGUGGACCAAAUACAAAUGCAUGUUAAAUAAAUGCUUAUAUAUCCCAUUUAAAGGUUCCAUAUUAUAGUAUUUUUUUACCAGUUUUAAUACCACUCUUGGUAUUGGUAGUAUCGCAAUUUGAAUUGAUCAGCCCACCUCACUGUGUAGCAUCAGUAUCAGAUUGACACUAGUGUGACAAGAUAAAUAUUUUUCAGUUCUCUUCCAGAAAUAUUUGUGUUGGAUUUAUACAGGUGCAUCUCAGUAAAUGAGAAUCAUGCAAAAGUUAUUGAUUUCAGGAGUUUUGUCUGCUGUUUUAUU
Dunckerocampus dactyliophorus (ringed pipefish) is the source of this 1968-nucleotide messenger RNA. It is a transcript of the gene mtrf1l, whose product is annotated as mitochondrial translational release factor 1-like. Gene Ontology annotation, biological process: translational termination. Lineage: Eukaryota; Metazoa; Chordata; Actinopteri; Syngnathiformes; Syngnathidae. Gene Ontology annotation, molecular function: translation release factor activity. The record is from RefSeq and is a predicted model, not a curated record. The coding region runs from base 374 to 1666 and encodes 430 amino acids. The transcript has 8 exons.